Molecule: messenger RNA, 1135 nt
Organism: Cicer arietinum (chickpea)
Lineage: Eukaryota; Viridiplantae; Streptophyta; Magnoliopsida; Fabales; Fabaceae
Source: RefSeq, a predicted model, not a curated record
GAUGCAAAAACACUUCUAAUACACUUACUAUAACAAAUUUCUAGUUUCUUUACACACAAAUCCUCUCUCUCUUGUAGCUCCGCAAUUCGGUCUAACUCAAUGUUGACCAUUAGAUUAAGCAAACAACUGAGAUUUUUAAGUACACGUUUGUUUAUGCGUUUGUGGGAGUCAAAAUCGUGCUUGACUAAAGGAGUGUCUCAGACGAUCAUAUUUUUAAAUGGGGCUCAACUCAUUCUAGUAAACAAUUGUGGUGAAAGUGUAUGGCCAGGAAUACUUGGAGGUGCAGGACAACAAACACCAAAAGAUGGUGGAUUUCAUCUAGGAAGUGGUGAUGAAGUAGUAUUAGAUGUACAAGAAAAAUGGUCAGGAAGAAUAUGGGGAAGACAAGGUUGUGAGUUUGACAAUGAUGGAAAUGGUCAUUGUCUCACAGGUGAUUGUUUUGGUAAACUUCAAUGUAAAGGGUUAGGAGGAAUACCACCAGCAACAGUUGUUGAAAUGACAUUAGGAUCCUCAUCUUCACCAUUACAUUUCUAUGAUGUUAGUUUGGUUGAUGGUUUCAAUUUACCUGUUUCAAUGAAACCAAUUGGUGGUGGAAUUGGUUGUGGUGUUGCUUCUUGUGAAGUUGAUUUGAAUAUUUGUUGUCCAUCAGCACUUGAAGUGAAAAGAAAUGGUAAAGUUGUUGGUUGUAAAAGUGCUUGUUUGGCUAUGCAAUCAGCAAAGUAUUGUUGCACAGGAAGUUAUUCUGAUCCAAAAACUUGUAAACCUACCCUUUUUGCUAAUCUCUUUAAGGCUAUAUGUCCUAAGGCUUAUAGUUAUGCUUAUGAUGAUACUAGUAGUCUUAAUAGAUGCAGGGCACCUAGGUAUGUUAUUACUUUCUGCCCUCCGCCGCAGUGAUGGGGAAUCCGGUCGCCGAGAAAAAAGUUGCAAAGAUUAUGUUAUUAGUCAUUAGUGAAUGAAGAACUAAAUGUUUUAGUAGUAUUAUUCCUUCUGUUUUUAAUUUGCAUAGUUGUUAUGUUUUUAAGUCUUUUGUUAUUCUUCUUGAAUAGUCAUUGUUCUUACUCAUGAUAGUUUGUAACAAGGGUAGAUUGAUGAUAAAUACUAGCAUUUUACUUUUUUCUAUAAUUAUUGAUAAUGA